Molecule: messenger RNA, 393 nt
Organism: Orbilia oligospora ATCC 24927
Lineage: Eukaryota; Fungi; Ascomycota; Orbiliomycetes; Orbiliales; Orbiliaceae
Exons: 1
Coding region: 1-393 (130 amino acids)
Source: RefSeq, a predicted model, not a curated record
AUGGAUUCUAUCAACCCAAUUCCAUUGGUCGAAGGUGGUUUACAAGAUGCCGUGGACCAGCGUGAACAACCAUGGAAGCGCUUUGCUGACCCAACCGCGCUGCGAUUUGCCCGAACGAUUGCAAAUGCUCCGGACCAAACUGCCCUUGGAGGACAAGGGACUCUCGAGCAGUACGGUGCCGAAAACGGCCCAAACAAUCAGCUUUUCAUCGAUCAUUAUGGUGCUGAGAAUGGCGACGAUAAAUCUGUGGAUAAUCGCGAACAACCAUGGAAGUUCUUCGCAGACCCCAAUGCACCUCAGUUUGCUGAAAUAAUUGCGGCUGCUCAAAAGCAAACUAUCUUUGGAGUUGGUGAAGAUGCUCUCAGCCAAUAUGGCGCUGAGAACGGUGGCUAA